AAUAAAAAGUGACGAAAUCGGUCUCCUUGAAAAAAUUCUUUGUGCGCAAUGCAUUAGUAAAAUUCUAUUUGCCGGUAAAUGUAUACAGUGUGCUCUUUAAAAAAGUCUAUGAAAACGUUAUCUAUAUUGCUAUAGUAUUUAUUGUAACUAGCACUGCGAUUGAAUGCGGCAACUGAACUAUUACAUUUCACAUACUUUAUCUAUGUUGCUUCAGUUUAUUUAAAUUCUUAAUUUAGUAGCUGAAUUAUGGAUUUUUCUUCAGUUCUACUUGAAGGUGCUUUUGUUGCAGCUGAUGUUUGUUUAUUAGGACUAUUUUACAAAUUGUAUAAAGAUAAAGUCAAUCAAUUGCAUUCUUUAGAGAUAGUACGCCAUUUAGAAAUAAAUAGUGACUUACCAAAACAAGUAGAAAGUGCUGGAGGAGUAAUACCUUAUGCUGCAAUAUGUGGGAAUAUAAAGUCGUUAGCAACACCACUUAGAAGUCAUCACUUCACACAUCUUCGUGGAGUUAUUUACACACGACUCAUCAAAGAACGGCAAAUUAGGUGGAAUCCACUCUUCAGUGCAUGGGGGACUACCGAAAUUGAUGUAGAAAAAGAGGUUCUGAAUAUACCUUUUGGACUGGCUGGUGGUACUUUUUUUAAAAAGCAAAUUGUAGAAGUUGUUAAUCCAUUGUCUGCUAAAGAAUUAUCUUUAUUUGAUGUGUAUGAUGACUUCAAGUGGAAAAAAGAAAGCUUGUCUGAUACUGUGAUAGGAUACUUUCGCGGUGAACAUACACUCGGCACUCACGAAGUUGAACGUAUUUUGCCAGAAGAAAUCCCAUUAACUGCAGUUGGAAAACUAGCUAUUGAAAAUGGGAAAUUGAAAAUAAUGCCACCUAAAGAUGGAUUGACUUAUUUUUUAACCGCAAGUACCUUUGAUACUUUAAUAGAUAAGAUCAGAAGUUUAGCAUUUUUAUACAAAGGAUUUCUAUAUUUGAUAGGAGCUGGAACCGUAAUAUUAGUGGUUUAUAAUUUUAAGAGGAUAUUUGUAGCUGUUAAACAGUGGAGAGAUCGUAAGAAGCAAAUGAAAAGGUUUGAGGAAGCUCGGAGAUUAAACGCCUCUCGUCCCAAACAAGAUAAUGAACCUAGCUGUGUUGUUUGUUUAGAAAAUGCUGUGGAAGUUAUGAUUUUAGAAUGUGGACACAUGUGUUUAUGUUUAAAUUGUUCAGAACAUGUGAAUGGACGUUGUCCUGUUUGUAGAGCAGAAGUAAGAAGAUUUGUGCCUGGUUUUUUACCUUGAAAAAAAGGUUAAAAGUAUUUAUAGAUGUGUUGAAAUAAAACAAAUUUUUUUAAAACACAUUGAUUUGAUUUCGAUAUUCUACAAUCGAUGUAUAAUUUAUAUCCUUUACUGUGAUAGGAUGCUGUUAGUAGCUUUAAAGAGAGACAUUACAACCAACUAAGUGUGUAAUUUUUGUUUUCAUCUAGCAAAAAAUAAAGUUUCUACAUGUUAUUGCAA
Messenger RNA from Parasteatoda tepidariorum (common house spider), 1494 nucleotides. RefSeq names its product mitochondrial ubiquitin ligase activator of NFKB 1. Gene Ontology annotation, biological process: organelle organization; protein ubiquitination. The record is from RefSeq and is a predicted model, not a curated record. Gene Ontology annotation, molecular function: ubiquitin-protein transferase activity. Lineage: Eukaryota; Metazoa; Arthropoda; Arachnida; Araneae; Theridiidae.